Corylus avellana is the source of this 969-nucleotide messenger RNA. It is a transcript of the gene SPL3, whose product is annotated as squamosa promoter binding protein-like 3. The record is from RefSeq and is a predicted model, not a curated record. Gene Ontology annotation, biological process: flower development. Gene Ontology annotation, molecular function: DNA-binding transcription factor activity; DNA binding. Gene Ontology annotation, cellular component: nucleus. Lineage: Eukaryota; Viridiplantae; Streptophyta; Magnoliopsida; Fagales; Betulaceae.
UAUCUUCGUCUUUGCUUUCUACCCUUCACUAUUAUUCUUAUGCUGACAAGGGGAAAAAUGGAACUUGUGGUCCUGAUAUGUGUUUUCUUCUCCUUUUCCAACCGUAUAUUAAGGUUUUAGUCUUCUCCCUCUUGACUGCUAGCUAUAGCUCUCCAUCUACCUCCUCGUUUGUCUGCUCUUGCUUUGCAAAAUGGAAACAAGCAAAGCCGAGGGAAAGAGGAGCUUCAAGUACAGUAAUACGGAAGAGGAGGAGGAGGAGGAGGAGGAGGAAGAGGAGGAGGAGGAUGAAGAUGAUGGUGGAUUAGGAUUUAGAGAGCUUGAUGGGAAGAAAAAGAGAGAAAUAACUUCCUCUAGCAGGAAGCCAUCUGGCAGUGGAGGCUCAUCGCCGCCUACUUGCCAGGUGGAGAAUUGUAAUGCUGAUUUGACCGGUGCAAAGCACUACCACCGCCGCCACAAGGUCUGCGAGUUUCAUGCUAAGGCUGCUUUUGUCCAUUUUGCCGGAGGCCAGAAAAGGUUUUGCCAGCAAUGUAGCAGGUUCCAUGAUCUAUCAGAGUUCGAUGAAUAUAAAAGGAGUUGUCGCAAGCGCCUGGCUGGACACAAUGAGAGGCGUAGGAAAAGCUCAUCUGACUUUCCCAGAGAAGGCUCCAACUGAAAAGGGUUAUUAACCAGAGGUAAUUAAGCUUAUGGAAGAGAGAUUUGGACCUCUCUCCCACAAAACAACUUCUCUAUAUUAGGGCUCUCUCUCUUCUGUCAAUGGCUUGGCUUUCACUAUAUAUGCACUACUGCUGUUGAGUUUAUCUAUACAUACACUAUAAUAAUUAUUGCCUAUCAGCAUUUGGCACCAUACAACUGUGCCUUACUGGUGGUUGCUAUCAAAAAGUGUAAAUCAUUGCUAUAUUGACUACCCUUCUAAAGCAAUGUGUCUCUAUUUGUUCCAUUUACAUGAAUUUCUUCUCCACUUGUGCUCCA